Molecule: messenger RNA, 1731 nt
Organism: Sturnus vulgaris (Common starling)
Lineage: Eukaryota; Metazoa; Chordata; Aves; Passeriformes; Sturnidae
Source: RefSeq, a predicted model, not a curated record
GAAAAUAGCUUAUCUCUUUGUAUUUUGCUGGUUUCCUUUGCACUGUAAUUGUUGUCUCUCCUCCCGCAGCUGAUCAAAUCAUAUCACUGAACUUAAUGCCUUUUUAUUUUUUCCCCCUCUAUUUUUUUCCUGUCCGCUCAGACGCACCCAAGGCAAGGAGCAGCCUGACACCAUUUGACAUCUCCUUGCUUCCUCAUUUCAAUAUUAACUGUUUACCAGAAGAGAAACAGGUUUGGGGUGCGGGUGCUGAGCACUUGCCUGUCUCUGUGUGUGAGCAACAGCUCUUUUGCCCUCUGUCCCUUGCAGCCACAGGUCAUUUCUCUGAGCUGCCUGGAACAGCCCCGUGCUAUUGGCACCAGCCUGACUUCAGGAAGGACAGGUCUGUGGAUGUGCUGCACUCUCUGCUUGGGCUGGGGUGCAGUGACAAAGCUCAGAGCUGUGCCUGCUGCCGUUCUCACCCCACAACCGACCUGCUGAAGGAUUCCUACUCCUCCACAGAGCAAUAAUAAUGACCCAGCUGCAGUUUAAAGAUGCUUUUUGGUGCAAGGAGUUCACCUUCCACACCGGCUACGAGGUGCUCGUACAGCGGCUGCUGGAGGGGAAGAAGAUGUGCAAAGAUGUGGAGGAUUUGCUCAAGCAGAGAGCACAAGCAGAAGAGAGAUAUGGGAAAGAGCUGGUUCAAAUCGCCCGAAAGGCAGGAGGACAAACAGAAAUCAANNCACUGAAGGCAGCAUUUGAGAUGCUCAAGCAACAAAUUGAAAGUGUUGGAAACUCUCAUAUCCAGCUGGCAGUAAUGCUGAAGGAAGAACUGAAAGGAAUAGAGGAGUUCCGAGAAAGGCAGAAGGAGCAAAGAAAAAAGUACGAAUCUGCAAUGGAGCGGAUGCAAAAGAGCAAACUGUCCCAUUAUAAGAAAACCAUGGAGUCCAAGAAGACGUACGAGCAGAAGUGCCGCGAGGCGGAUGAGGCCGAGCUGUCCCUGGAACGCACCAGCGCUGCAGGCAACCCAAAGCAAACAGAAAAGAGCCAGAACAAAGCCAAGCAAUGCAGAGAUGCAGCAAAUGAAGCAGAGAACGUGUACAAACAGAACAUCGAGCAGCUGGAUAAGGUCAGGACAGAGUGGGAACAGGAACACAUCAAAACCUGCGAGGUGUUCCAGCUGCAGGAGUGCGACCGCAUCACGAUCCUGAGGAACUCGCUGUGGGUGCACUGCAACCAGCUGUCCCUGCAGUGUGUGAAGGAUGAUGAGCUGUAUGAAGAGGUUCGGGUCAGCUUGGAGAACUGUGUUGUAGAGUCAGACAUAGACUACUUCAUUAAGACAAAAAUGACAGGAACACAACCUCCAGCUGCCAUAGGGUACGAGAACUACUACAGCAGGGAGCGCAGCAGCAGCCCCACCCAGUCGUGCGGCAUGAUGAAGAGAUUCUCUGGACUACUGCAUGGGAGCAGCAAGAACAACACGGAAACUGCCAUUCCUUCAGCCCCUCCUCUGGAGAGUACAGACGGAGUCUAUGCAUCCCUUUUGAUAAAUGAAAAAGCUGGGAUCACAUCAUCACAGGACUACAGAGUACUUUAUGACUACACAGCCCAGAACGAGGAUGAACUGGACAUCAGUGAAGGAGACAUUGUGGUGGUGAUCACAGAAAAUGAGGAUGGCUGGUGGACAGCAGAAAGGAACGGGCAGCGAGGCUUCGUGCCAGGCUCUUAUCUUGAAAAGCUUUGAUGAAAAGAAGC